Phaedon cochleariae (mustard beetle) is the source of this 955-nucleotide messenger RNA. NCBI's taxonomy places the organism in Eukaryota, Metazoa, Arthropoda, Insecta, Coleoptera, Chrysomelidae. The record is from the annotation of a GenBank genome assembly.
UGAUUGAUCAUUUCACAAACUCCAAAGCUCAAAAAUAUUGUUCCUGCUAUGGAUGAAGUAGGUUUGUGCAGAUACUUCAUUUGUGGAGGAUUCGGUGGAAUUUGCUCCAUUCUGAUUGGCCAUCCAUUCGAUACGAUCAAAGUCAGACUCCAAACAAUGCCUCUUCCUAAAACCGGAGAAACAACGCAGUACAAAGGCACACUGGAUUGUUUCAGAAAAACAAUGAAGCAAGAAGGAGUCCACGGUUUGUACAAGGGCAUGGGAGCUCCUCUUCUAUUCGUCGCUCCUUGCUUCGCAGUGUCCUUCAUGACCUACGGCUUAGGCAGGCAACUCUUCGAAUCGCCCCACUGGAAAGACAAACAACUCCAUUACCUGCCCUUCUUCCUCGCUGGAGCAUUUUCCGGAAUAUUCACUGCGAUGCUAGCACCCUGCGAGAGAGUGAAGUGCUUACUGCAGGUGCAACAAGGAUUGCUGGAUAAGGAGAGAAUCUACAAAGGUCCUGUAGACUGCGUGAAGAAACUUUACCGGAAAGGAGGUAUCCUGAGCGUGUACAGAGGCUUCACAAUCACCUUGGUUAGAGAUGUGCCUGUUAGUGGGGUUUAUUUCUUGACGUACGAGGUGAUGCUUGACUUUAUUGGACCAGAGACAUCGAGUUAUUUUAGAACAAUUCUUGCUGGUGGCUGCGCAGGAUUGUCUAUUUGCUUAGUGGGGGUACCACCUGAUGUGUUGAAGAGUAGGUUGCAGGCAGCGCCUGAUGAGACUUACAAAAAUGGAAUGAGAGAAGUAUUCAGUCGGCUGAUGAGAAGUGAAGGUAUAUUGGCUCUUUACAAAGGAUUGUCUCCAGUUUUGAUGAGAGCUUUUCCCGCAAAUGCUGCAUGCUUCUUAGGGUUCGAGAAGUGUAAACAGUUUUUGGAUUAUGCAUUAGGACAAGAUAAUGUUUGUAGAUAAGUAUUUG